Messenger RNA from Pteronotus mesoamericanus, 3556 nucleotides. RefSeq names its product family with sequence similarity 234 member B (gene FAM234B). The record is from RefSeq and is a predicted model, not a curated record. Gene Ontology annotation, molecular function: protein binding. Bases 75 to 1946 code for a protein of 623 amino acids. NCBI's taxonomy places the organism in Eukaryota, Metazoa, Chordata, Mammalia, Chiroptera, Mormoopidae. The transcript has 13 exons.
CCGGCGCACCGCCCGCCUGGAACUACAUUUCCCGACAGGACGCGGGCGCUCGCACGCGCACCGCGGCUUCCGCCAUGGCGACGGUGCUGUCCAGGGCUCUCAAGCUCCCGGGGAAGAAGAGCCCAGACCUAGGCGAGUACGAUCCCCUCACGCAGGCCGACAGUGACGAGAGUGAAGAUGAUCUCGUGCUUGACCUGCAGCAGAAGAACGGAGGGGUCAAAAAUGGGAAGAGUCCUCUGGGAGAAGUGCCAGAGCCCGACUCAGAUGCUGACAUUGCAGGGGCUGCAAAGUCUCAUCUUUCGGAGGUCACCACUGAGGGGUACCCCUCGGAACCCCUUGGAGGCCUGGAGCAGAAGGCAACCUCCUCCAUCGUGUCCUACGUGCGCACGUCUGUGUUCCUCCUGACUUUGGUGAUCUCAAUGGUCCUGGUGCUGGUGUGCGCGUUCCUGAUCCCCUGCCCCCCGAGGGAUCUGCACAGCACUUGGGGCCGCCACCUGGGCCCCCAGGGAGGUGGGGACCUGUCUCCUUUGGAGCUGGCGGAUGUGAAUGGCGAUGGCCUGCGUGACGUGCUUCUCUCCUUUGUAACUUCGAGGAAUGGGAGUGCAGUCGGUGUCUCAGGGCCAACUGCUCUGCUUGUGUGCCUUUCGGGGAUGAAUGGCAGCACACUCUGGUCUAGUCCGCUCCCUGAGGAGGCUCGAGACAUUACAUGCUUGGAUCUGAUGCCAGGAAGCAUGGCCGGGACCAUCUGCCUUGUGACAGGGACACGCAAGAUGUUCAGCGCAUUCAAUGCGACAUCAGGGAAAACUCUUUGGACCUUAAACGCAAACUACUUACCCAACAGCACCCUGGGGGCCCCAGGGGUGGUGCUGCCAGAUGUGGAUGAAGAUGGCGUUAGAGACCUUGCGGUUCUGGCUGUUGGGGAAUCACAGCAAGACUUGUGCUUCCUGCUGGUGUCUGGCCGGACAGGGAGUCCAGUGGGCCGACCUGUGAAGUACAGCAUCGUGGGAGAGGGGAAUCUGAUUGGUCCUCAGGUUUACAUCACUGCAAAUGGGGCUGUCUACAUCCUGUUCGGCUUUGGAAAUAUCCAAGCUGUCGCCCUGCGGGACAUUUUUGUUCAGGCCCAAAAUCGAGACAGCUCACCACCUUCUCUGCAGAUAGAAGAGCCAGAGUGGGAGAAGCGAAGAUCCAUCAACCUGUCUGAACUGAUUGACAUUUACAGUGACGGGGUCGAGCAGCUCCAGAUGGUGAAGGCACCGGAUUCGAAUUGCAGCAACCUUCUGAUUACAGCCAGACAGGCCCUUGUCCUGCUGCGGGGGCAGAAUCUCACACCGUUCUGGACAUUGAGACUUCAGGGCCUGCACAGCCAGCCUACUCCUGGGUAUUUCACUGACGAUCAGACAUUAGACUUCCUUCUGCAGAUAGAGGAUGGAAUUGGGAUGAAAAAGAUAAUGGUGGUGGAUGGGCACUCUGGCUCUGUUACUUGGAAUCACAGUGUUCCCUGUCACAUGAAAAAAACACCAACCACCUCAGCAGUUACUUCAGACCAGAAGUCUGUCUUCCUCUUUUGGGCUGAAGGGCUGUCGGCUACAUCUCCCAAUUCUGAUGUCAUCCUAGGAACUGAGCCAUCCAGCCUUCACCACCUUUACCUCCUGCAUCCAGCCUUCCCCUCGAUUCUCCUGGACCUGGCCAAUGCCACGGGCACAGUAACAGCUUCAGAGGUUGGAAUUAACGACCUCUGGAAAGAUGCCUUUUAUGUUACCAGGACAACGGGGCCAAGCUCCAAAGGCCACCCAGCACCCCUGGUGGUCACCAAGCUUAGUCUGCGGUGGGCACUGAUGGAAGGCCAAAUGGUCCAGCUAAAGGAGACCACUCCCAAAAUUGGCCGUGGGGAGCUGCGAAGAUUCCUCUCUAGGAUAAAGUUUAUUGAUUCUCCUUUGCAGAUCUAGUCUGAUGGAAUGACUCUUGAGGUGAAGAAGUGAACGGAAUGGAUACGGUCCCUCUCCUGUGAGUGUCACGUCAGUUCUUCGGCGAGAGGAGGACGUCGCCCGCCUCGUCUCGCACCCCUGGUUGUUGCCGAGCGCUUUGGAAGGCUUGUCGUCCGAGUCCUCUGAUCACCGCACGCACCAUUUGGUUGGGGUAUUUUACCUACUUUUUCAGUCUGUACAUUAACCCCUUCCACUAGGUACUCUGUGGAUAAUUUGGAAAUGUGAAUCUUAUGUUUUAUUUUUUGUAUGUCUAAUUUAUAAACUCUUUCUGGGAAAUUCCAAUGACGCUCUUCACUGAAGCAUUUUGUUUUGCAUUAUGCCAUGUGUGUAUUUUUCAGCGUUGUGAUGAAAUGUUUUCUCGGUAUGGCCUAAGCUCCAGGGACCCAGUUUCUUGUCCUAAACUACAUCUUGUUUGUUUUGUCAUCUUGAGGCUCCCAGAAGGCCUACCUUGAUUUUUAGGGCCACUCAUCAUUUUUCUCUUUACUCUCCCCCCAUUCACCCCUCGCUUGGUCCUCAGCUUCUUUCCAACCUUCGCAGCAGGGGGAGACUGGGAGCGGGAGACAGCGGUAGCCGUCUAAGCAUUUCACCUCUUCCCUGCCUUCUGUGUCCUGCCUCCUCACGCUUCCGUGUCUGUAUGUUUAGUGACACUACAGUGACCAUAUUCCUGUCAGAAGGGGAGCAGUGAGGAGGUCCAUAUGUUACCAUGUGGCUUUGAUUGUUCUGCUGGUCAUGAUCUUUUUGAUUGCAGUCAAUGUGUGUGCUCAGCUUAGAGGAAAACUGAAGUCAGGAACAACGGAGGCAGAUAUUCUUAUCUCUGCUUCAUCUCUUCUCUGCUUUCUUAGCAUCUUCUACUAGGUAUCUUCCUUAUUGCCUCUCUUUUGCUCUUUUAUUCAGGGAUAUUUUUGCUUUGCUUGCAUGAGAGCAAAGCUGUUUUUGGACUUUUGUUCUUGCUCUUGAGUCCAGUAUGUAACCAUUUUGCCCUGCACAUCUCUGUUCUUGUAGAGCCUUUGAAGCACUGUAUUUUGAGAAAAAUUCCUAUGUAAAUACUGUAACUUUUAUAAUUCGUUAAGUUCUUUAGAAUUUUCUCUAGUGAUUCUUGCUUCUUCUCUAUAAAUAUAUAACUUCUAUUAAGUUCUCUCCUAAACUUCUAGGUUAUGUUUAUUUAGCAGAAGAUCCCACGUUAGCUGGAGAAGAACUGCUGUCUUUCUUGAAUAAUGUUGAUAGGUCAUCUCUGAGUACAACUCAGAUUCUCUCUUUACUUGAGCCUGUAUCUAUUUAGCCUGUGUUCCUAAGGAAUUCCAGAAAAUUUAGAGAUUACAGAAAAUUAGGAAUCCUAAAUUCAAGGGAUAUCUCUUAGUUGCUCCUUUGUUAGGCAUCAUGCCAUCGCAGAAGGUUAGUAGUAAAACUCCCCUCAGGUAUGUAGUCUGGCCUGCAGGUUGGCCCUGCCAGGUUUCUGGGCACCCUGCUGCCUUAUGCCUGUGAAAGCAAAUUUGGUUUGAACACUUUGGAAGGCACAUGUAGGGGCAUGUGUAGGUCCACUUAUUGUAAACUUGGAUACAUGGGUAUCCUGU